AGAUAUCCACCACUCCAUAGAAAGGACAGUCGGGAGCUAGACAGCCCGCCAUGCCGCUUUGUAGACAACAACUCCCAUUGUUAGGGCGGAGAGUAGCUUGCCAGUAUAUCCAUAAUCUUUGGCUGAACGAACCAGAGGUAACGCAUAUCCGGCUUUUAUGACUACAAACUGGCGAGCUCAAUGUGUAUGGGUGUGAGCGGAAACCGGAGUCAUAGCAGCUGACAUGUUUUAGCAAGAUCUCCUAGCAGGCAAACAGCACGAUGAUGAUUACUAUUACUGGGUCGUCAUAUGUGUUUUUGAGGAUGGGAUAGGCUGCUGCUAGGCUAUAGUAAAUAGGAGGAUACGGUCACUCAAUCCACAACUCUUGUAACACAAAGUAUCAUGGCAAACAGCACUGUUAAGUGAGCAACUGACAGAGUAGACAAUUAGAUCGACUGGUAUAUCGUGACCUUUUUAACAAUUGGUUGUAGAAAGAGCGCGUAGGAGGUGGGGAAAGGAGUCGUGCGCAAAUUUCCUUUGCGGAUCAUAUUUUCACCAUAUUGCAACAACAUGGAGUCGCAGACACAGUACACCCGAGAGGAGAUCAACAGCACGAUAUGGGAAGUGCCGGAGAAGUACACGCGAUUGAAGCAAAUUGGGACAGGGGCGUACGGUUCCGUAUGCUCGGUAAUAAAUGUGAAAACCACUGAGAAAGUGGCCAUUAAGAAGCUUCACCGGCCCUUCCAGUCUGAGAUUUUUGCAAAGAGGGCUUAUCGGGAGCUUCGACUGCUCAAGCACAUGAAACAUGAAAAUGUGAUAGGGCUUCUGGAUGUGUUUACUCCUGCUGCUGGGCUUGAUGAAUUCACAGAUUUCUACCUGGUGAUGCCUUACAUGUUCACCGACCUCUCCAAAGUCAAAGGACUUCUCACUGAAGACAGAGUGCAGUUCCUUGUCUAUCAGAUGCUGUGUGGACUAAGGUACAUUCACAAAGCUGGCAUCAUCCACAGGGACCUGAAGCCUGGUAACUUGGCUGUCAAUCAAGACUGUGAAUUAAAGAUCCUGGACUUUGGUCUUGCUCGCCAUGCCGAGGCGGAGAUGACGGGCUAUGUUGUGACCCGCUGGUACCGGGCACCAGAGGUCAUUCUAAACUGGAUGCACUACACCCAGACUGUGGACAUCUGGUCUGUGGGCUGUAUCAUGGGAGAGAUGAUCAAUGGGAAGACGCUUUUCAAAGGGAAAGACUACAUGGACCAGCUGACUCAGAUCAUGAAAGUAACUGGAGUACCCGGUCCUGACUUCAUUCAGAAACUGGACAGUCAGGAGGCAAAAAGCUAUGUGCGGUCCCUCCCUCACUUUCCCAGAAAAGACUUCUCUAAGUUGUUCCCCAGAGCAAGUGCACAGGCGAUUGACCUUCUUGAGAAGAUGCUGGUUUUGGAUGGUGAGACUCGGCUUACUGCUGAGAGUGCUCUGACACACCCGUAUUUUGAUGGCUUGAGAGAUCCAGAGGACUGCCCUGAGCCACAGCCAUAUGAUGACAGUCACGACAAUGCCACGCUGCCUCUGGAGGACUGGAGGCGGUUAUCCUUCAAAGAGGUGAAGAGCUUUGUGCCAUUCCCACGACGGGACUCCAAGAGGCGAAACACACUGACAAUUUCUCCGUGAUUCCAUGCUUGUGAUAUCAGAAAACACUGCUACCACACACCAGCAAACGGCAGUAGGCCUUACACCAUGUUGCCCCUGAAACAAUCCUGUCAUAAUUAUUUUCUAAAUUAAGCCUGUGGUUGAAUUUCGUAUUGGGGAGUAUUGAGCUACAUUGUGCCGUCUGUCUCUUUUGGCCUAAUUUGUAAUGGUCGAUCAGUGUUUCAGCAGUCAGAUUGUUUCAAAUUUAACCCCACCUCCCCACCCAUCGGUGAAUUAGUACAUUAUUCCCUCUACGUAUCACAAUUGUUCAUGUUUUAUCAUACCCGAUGUUUAAUGGUCUUACUGUAUGGUUUUCUUUUUCUAAUAGUUGAUAUAAUAAAGAUGCGUUAAAUGUAA
This is a messenger RNA of Oncorhynchus tshawytscha (Chinook salmon), 2016 nucleotides long. It is a transcript of the gene mapk13, whose product is annotated as mitogen-activated protein kinase 13. Lineage: Eukaryota; Metazoa; Chordata; Actinopteri; Salmoniformes; Salmonidae. Gene Ontology annotation, cellular component: nucleus; cytoplasm. The record is from RefSeq and is a predicted model, not a curated record. The transcript is spliced from 12 exons. Bases 550 to 1641 code for a protein of 363 amino acids. Gene Ontology annotation, biological process: intracellular signal transduction; protein phosphorylation. Gene Ontology annotation, molecular function: MAP kinase activity; ATP binding.